AUGUACGGAACUCCGCUACACUGCGCCAUAAUCAACGGCUCUGUCGAUGUGGUCAAGGAGUUGCUGGAUGCUGGCGCACCAGUCAACGCGCAAGACCUUAGAGGAAACACCCCGGUUCAUGCCGCUGUUCGUAUGGGAAGACACAUCAUUCUGAGGAUUUUGCUCAGAGGUGGUGGCAGCUGCGUCAUCCAGAAUGUCAACAAAAGAAACCCGGAACAGCUGGCU
Messenger RNA from Trichoderma citrinoviride, 225 nucleotides. Its product is annotated as ankyrin. The transcript has a single exon. The annotation marks the transcript as partial. Gene Ontology annotation, molecular function: protein binding. Lineage: Eukaryota; Fungi; Ascomycota; Sordariomycetes; Hypocreales; Hypocreaceae. The record is from RefSeq and is a predicted model, not a curated record.